AUGAUCGUAGAACUGACUGCUUUGACUCUUCUGACUGCAGUGUCUCUGAUUCAAACUGCAGAGGUUCCUCGCCUGAUCCCUUUGACUGUGGUUGAAGUUGGCGACAAUGUUACUUUUCACUGUAAAGUCUCUGAUAGAGGCAACUUCUUUUAUUGGUAUAAACAGUCUCUUGGAGAAAUGGGCCAAUUAGUCGCUUCUGGACUCAACACAAUAACAUUCAGUGAUCAAUUUAAAGAGUCACGUUUCAACAUCACAAAAGAGCGUGAUCACUAUUCUCUCAUCAUCAGAAAUAUAAGCAAAGAAGAUGAAGCAACAUAUUUCUGUCAAAAUGGAACAGUGUAUUCAUUGACUUUCAGCAACGGCACGUUCUUGGUUGUAAACGACAGCAAGCAGCAGAAAUCAGUGAAUGUGAAACAAAGUCCGGAGACAGCAUCAGUCCAGCAGGGAGAGCCACUGACUCUUCAGUGUUCCCUGCUCUCCGAGAACACAACAAAAAACACAGAUCAGUGUCCAGGUGAACGCAGUGUGUACUGGUUCAGAGCUGGAUCAGAAGGAUUUCAUCCAGGUGUUGGUUACACUCACAGGAACAAGAGUGAUGAACAAGGGGAGAGGAGCUGUGUCUACAGUCUGUCCAAAACUAUUCAGGACUCCUCUGAUACUGGGACUUACUACUGUGCUGUGGUCACAUGUGGACAGGUCCUGUUUGGAGAAGGAACUAAAGUGGACACAAGAUCAAAGUUGGAUCCUGUUGUCGUUGUACUUGCAGCACUGUUGGCCUGCUGUGUGAUGAUGAAUGCCGUCCUUCUGUUCUACAUUAAAGGGAGGAGAGUUUGUGACAAUAGGAAAGGAGCAACAGGAGCUUCUCAUAAUCGUGGACACAACAAGUCAACAGUGAAUCAAUCAAACAACCUGGAUGGUGAAGCAGAGGCAGUGAACUAUGCAGCGGUGGAUUUCUCCACAAGGAAAGUGAAAAGAGGGAAUAAAAAGAGGAGCGAGUACAAACAGGACAGUGUGUACGCUGAUGUUAGGUCAGAUUACCACAGCCAGUAA
Scomber japonicus (chub mackerel) is the source of this 1050-nucleotide messenger RNA. RefSeq lists its product as uncharacterized. The record is from RefSeq and is a predicted model, not a curated record. Lineage: Eukaryota; Metazoa; Chordata; Actinopteri; Scombriformes; Scombridae. Gene Ontology annotation, biological process: response to bacterium. Bases 1 to 1050 code for a protein of 349 amino acids. The transcript has 6 exons.